AUGACAUCGCCAACGGCGUGUGCGGGGGGCCAGUGCGCUGCUCUGAGCCUUUGUCCUGAAGUUUUCGUAAAUGGCUGGAGGACAGCCAUUGUGUACUUUGUCAACCCUACUGCUGCUGCAGGGGAGAGUGGCCAUGGGCUUGGAGUGUUUCUUUUGUACACAAUCGACUGGGGAGAUUAUGCCUUGGUCCUACUACCGAAGUGUAGAACUUGUCUGUCUUUUGUUUUGUGGGUCUUUAGCCCCAAUCUGGAGUGUAAUGGAUAUGGGAGACAUAUCCGGGCAUUGUGGCGUGAUGGUAGUGGCUGGGGAUCGUUUUGCGACCACUGGGGUAGCUGUGGCGGGUGGAGAGGGGGUGCUGAGAUGCUGUAA
This is a messenger RNA of Ostreobium quekettii, 369 nucleotides long. The record is from the annotation of a GenBank genome assembly. Lineage: Eukaryota; Viridiplantae; Chlorophyta; Ulvophyceae; Bryopsidales; Ostreobiaceae.